CUGCACAUUGCUCAGUCAACAGGAGGAGCUCAAAUCAGCCACAGAGAAUAACCAGAGACAUACUGAGAGCCCAGGAACGUCCCCUAACUCACUCUAGACCAAUCAGCAUCGAGAGUCUGGACCUGAAGGUGUGUUUAAGAAACAUGGGUAGAAUAUCAGGAAGCUGUAGACAACUCAGACUGAAGUUAGACUGGAGUGAACUAAAGCAAACAGUGGCCAUGGACAAACCAGUGUGCUUGAUUGACACGGCGUCUGAUGGGAAGCUGUGUGUCCAGCAGUCAGCGUUGCAGGUUCUGGAGCAGAUCCAGCAGCCCGUGGUGGUGGUGGCCGUGGUGGGUCUCUACCGCACCGGGAAGUCCUACCUGAUGAACCGACUGGCAGGGCAGCAAACAGGGUUUGCACUGGGCAGCACAAUCGAGUCCAAGACGAAGGGCAUCUGGAUGUGGUGCGUGCCUCACCCCACUAAAGCAGAAACCACUCUGGUGCUGCUGGACACCGAGGGACUCGGGGACGUGGACAAGGGGGACUCGAAGCAUGACACCAACAUCUUCUGUCUGGCUGUGUUACUGAGCAGCACUCUGGUCUACAACAGUCGAGGGACGAUCGACAACAGGGCUGUAGAGGAGCUGCAAUAUGUUACUGAACUAACAGAGUGCAUCAAGGUCAAAUCAUCGUCAGACGAGGAUGUUGAUGAUUCAAAUGAGUUUGUGAAGUUCUUCCCUAGUUUCAUCUGGGCAGUGAGGGACUUCACCCUGGAGCGAAAGAUUGAUGGCAAAGAUGCAACAGAGAAUGAAUAUCUAGAGUUUGCUCUGAAGCUGAAACAUGGAACAUCCAAAAAAGUGAUGGAGUACAACCUUCCCAGGGAGUGCAUCCAAAAAUUCUUCCCCUCCAGGACGUGCUUCACGUUCCCGUUUCCAACCGCCCCAGAGAACGUGUCUCGUCUGGAGAGACUGGAUCCUGCUGAACUUUCCUCUGAGUUCCUGGAGGUUACAGGACGUUUCUGCAAGUUUGUCUUUGACAAGAGUGAUGUGAAGAAGCUGAAAGAUGGAUACACAGUCACUGGCAGAGUUCUGGGUCAUCUGGCAAAAACAUUCACAGACACCAUCUCUAGUGGGGCUGUGCCGUGUCUGGAGAAUGCUGUGAUCGCCAUGGCAAUGAUUGAGAAUCAAGCUGCGGUGAAGGAGGGGCUUGAGGUGUACCAGAGUGGAAUGGAGAAGCUGAAGAACUCCUUCCCUCUGGAAUUAAAGGUUGUGUCCUCCGAACACCAACGUCUCAGUGGCAUGGCAACCCAAACCUUCAUGACUCGAUCUUUCAGGGACACUGACGGGAAGCACCUGAAAUCUCUAGAGGAGAAAGUUAAUAAACUCUUUGAUGGAUACCUGUGCCAAAAUGAGCAAGCUUCAAAGAAAAGAUGCGAGGAUCUCCUGUCAUCCCUCACAGCAACAAUGAAUGAAAAACUCAAACAGGGCAUCUAUGCUAAAUCUGGUGGCUAUGAUCUCUUCUGCAAGGAUCUGGAGGACAUUGUGAAGAAAUACAACAGCCAGACCAAUAAAGAAGUCAAGGCUGAUGCGGUCUUAGAGGUGUUUCUGAAGCAGAAGUCUGUGGAUUCUAAAGCUAUUCUGCAGGCCGACAAAAAACUGACUGAGAAGGAAAAAAAGAUUAAAGAGGAAACAGAGAAAGCCAUACUCCUGCAGCAGGAAAUCAAAGCUAAAGAGGAGGAGCAGCGACAGUUACAAGAGAAGAUGGAAGCAGAAAAACACAGUAAUGAAGAGAGGAUGAGACAGAUGAGGGAGAAGAUGGAUGAGGAGAUGAAGCUUCAGAAAGAGGAGGCAGAGCGAGCCAUGGACAGCAAACUGAGGGAGCAGGCCGCUCUGCUGGAGAAGGGCUUUCAGGACAAGGCUGACAGGAUGAGCCAGGAGAUGGAGGAGUUCAAGAGACAGAACACUGAAGCUGAGAGUAACAGAGCUCGAGAGUUUGCAGAGCUGUUAGAAAACUCCAACAAGAGACAUGAGGAGUCUAUGGCUAUGAUGAUGCAGCAGCACAGUGAACAGAUGCAGGCUUUACAGCGGCAGAUGAGUGCGCGCUCUUCAGAUGGAUGUUGCAUCUUGUGAAAUGCAUUAACUCUGUGAUCAUCAGAGGCAUGUAAUUGUACAAUGCAAUUUACUUACUGUAAAAUGAUUCUGUACCUCUACAUAUAACAGCAUUGAAAGUAUUGACUCCAUAUACAGUUAAACUACAGUAAUUGAGUAGUAAUUGACCCUUUGCAAAGACCUGUCCUCCUUAGUUUCCGGUUUUGUUGCUCUCUAAUGUGUUUUGUGAUUAGGGUUGCAAAGCGGUGGAAAAUGUCCGGAAACUUGGCACACAAGAAAGUGGUAGAGUGUAACGGAGUACGUUUUUAACUUAAUUUUCAGCUCAAAACAUCACAAAAUUACAUAGCUAUCCACCUUUUUUGCAAUACAGAAGCUCUUUUCUGUGAGAGACUUCAAAUUCAUUAGCUGCUAAUUGCCUUUUUCCUAACGAGGCUACUGCGUUUUAAAUGAUGGAGGGCACUUCCGGUUUGGGGAAGUUCCCCUCAAAAGACUAAAACAAAUCAUUUCAAAAUCAUAAGGUUGUGAUAUGUUAAGUAAUAUGAUAAAUGUAAGUAAUAUGAGCAAAAUACUAGUUUCCAGUAUGAAGAGAGCAAAACAUUUGAAAAUGAUUUUGUUAAUUAAAUAUAAGCGAAUGAGCUGAGGGCAACGACUCAAAAAAGUCUACCCGCAUUUUGUUUGUUGGCCACAGAUCUGAAAUGGUUAACAGUUUGGAUUUUCAGGAUGUGAAUAACCCAUUAUAACUGCAGAUAAUUAUAUUUUAAAAACAAUAAAACAAUUACUACAAUUA
This is a messenger RNA of Onychostoma macrolepis, 2877 nucleotides long. Its product is annotated as guanylate-binding protein 4-like. NCBI's taxonomy places the organism in Eukaryota, Metazoa, Chordata, Actinopteri, Cypriniformes, Cyprinidae. Gene Ontology annotation, molecular function: GTP binding; GTPase activity. The transcript has 10 exons. The record is from RefSeq and is a predicted model, not a curated record. The coding region runs from base 144 to 2111 and encodes 655 amino acids.